AUGGCUCACAGUUAUCCGCCUAUCAAGCUUCCUCAUCCUUUCCUUACGGCAUAUCGAGUGCAUACUCUCACAGAGGCAUUCCCUGCCAAGCGCGCUCUGCUUCUAGACAAUCAGCCCACCACUGGAAGAUCAUUGCCUGAGCAACUACAUCACGAAUCUCUCUCAUGGCUUGAUUUGAAGACUUCGGAAGCCGAACUUCCACCGGAUAACAAUAACACGGCAUGGGCACGAGCACGUCGAAGCCCCGAGACCGUCUUCCAAUGGACAGGAGAAAGCAAGCCUUCCCUGGGUCAAAUUUGGAAUGUGAUUCACGCUAUUUACCUGGGUUACCCGACAACCGAAUACUUCCGAGUGUCACUUGUUGGUUCAGGGAAGGAGACUAUUCGACGUGAGCUGCUCACAACUGGCCUAGCGAUUGAGCAUCCUAAGCAAUGGGGCUCCAAGCAAAAGUCUGAGGAAGAGAAUGAGCUCCUUGUUCUACGUAGCUCAUUUUGGCAAGGCGCCGCCUCACCAACCGGCCCUCGUCCGAUUUGGGUAGUCGGCGACGGGACAGAUGGACCAUCAGAAUCCCUAUCGCGUUACCCGGUUUGGCCAGAAAACUUUCAAAUUACCAACAAGUUCCCUGAGGAGCCUGUAUAUACUCGUCAUCCAAUUCGUCGACCCAAGCCACACCCAGGCUCAAUUGCUUACAGCAGGUAUAUUCCCGAGAUCGACGAGCACUUUUCGCUCGAGGUGGUGAACUGGGAGGAUGCAGAGCACUUGAAGCUCUUCAAUAAAUGGCAGAAUGAUCCACGUGUUGCGAAGGGGUGGAAUGAGACUGGUACUUUGGAUCAGCACCGUGAAUACCUGCGAAAGUUGCACUUCGACCCCCAUGUCUUAUGCCUGUUCGGCCGAUUUAAUGAGACCCGUUUUUCAUACUACGAGUUGUACUGGGCUAAGGAGGAUCAUUACGGUGCUCACUACAAUGCCGGAGACUAUGACCGUGGCCGACAUUCCCUAGUUGGAGAUUCGUCGUUCCGUGGUGCUCGGCGGGUAAAUGCUUGGUAUUCAAGCUGCAUUCAUUACUGCUUCUUAGACGAGCCACGCACUGCAAAUGUUGUGGGCGAGCCCAAAGCUACGGGCGAGAUUAUCUUAUCUUAUGAGAAUUCUCAGGGUCUUACCAUUGGCAAGUAUGUUGACUUGGGCCACAAAAGAUCAGUGCACUCGAUCUGUAGUCGAGAGAAGUGGUUCCAGUUGUGUCCGGUUUUCUGGGAUGGACGAGAUCGGCCCUUGGAGUCGGCUGAUCGUGCGGCCUGGAACGCGAAGCUGUAA
Penicillium taxi is the source of this 1311-nucleotide messenger RNA. RefSeq names its product GNAT family N-acetyltransferase. The record is from RefSeq and is a predicted model, not a curated record. The transcript has 2 exons. The coding region runs from base 1 to 1311 and encodes 436 amino acids. Gene Ontology annotation, biological process: siderophore biosynthetic process. NCBI's taxonomy places the organism in Eukaryota, Fungi, Ascomycota, Eurotiomycetes, Eurotiales, Aspergillaceae.